AAUAUCAUUGUUGGUAUCUGAUUUUGAGACUAUAAUUAACGAAUUUUAUAUUUCUACUAAAAUAACUACCGAGUUUUAUGCAAGAAGUGAAACUUUUUUUGAAACUCAAUGGCCAAUCAUCGCUGAAAAAUUUAUGGCAAUUGUGAAAGUUGCCUCUGGCCAAAACAUAAAAAAUUUCAAGAAAAAGCACCAACCUUUAAUAGAUGCAGGUAAACAUGACAAUCUAUUGGCUCUUUUCGCUUUGCCAUGGUACUUGAACAACACUCACGAAGGGAUCACUAGAAAGCAAGCUGCAGAUGCUUUUUUUCUACAUCUUAAGGAUGAUUCAAAUUUAGCUGUAGAUAGGGAGAAUCACGAAAAAACUCUAGAAAAACUUUCUAUUAGGAUACCUUUGUAUGUAAUUUUAUGUGGAACGAUUGAAUCAAUUUCAAAAUCUUAUCUUGUAUUUAAUGGAACUAUUAUAAGUUAUUCUAAUCCGUUCAAAGCUAUUUUAACUUGCAUUAAGUGUCAAGCAGCUCUGCGUUCAUGGCCCAUUGCCUGUGAGCCAAUUCAUGCUUUUUUUCAAUUUAUUAUCUAUAAGAUACCGAUGAAUAAGAGCUUAUUUUUUGUCUAUAAGACUCAUGCUGUGACAAAAAACUUAAUUGAAAAAUUGCAAAUAAAUAAGAAAUAAGGUUUUUUUUCAAAUGUUAA
This is a messenger RNA of Trichogramma pretiosum, 690 nucleotides long. RefSeq lists its product as uncharacterized. The record is from RefSeq and is a predicted model, not a curated record. The transcript is spliced from 4 exons. Bases 134 to 670 code for a protein of 178 amino acids. Lineage: Eukaryota; Metazoa; Arthropoda; Insecta; Hymenoptera; Trichogrammatidae.